Molecule: messenger RNA, 1611 nt
Organism: Erythranthe guttata (spotted monkey flower)
Lineage: Eukaryota; Viridiplantae; Streptophyta; Magnoliopsida; Lamiales; Phrymaceae
Source: RefSeq, a predicted model, not a curated record
ACCUUCACCUUCUCCUCCCCACAUCACACUUCCCCCUUCCUCCAAUCACACCUCCCCAAAUUUCAAUGGGUCCCUCCGCCCUAUUCUCCUCGCAAUCGCCGCCGCUGCCGCCUCUCUGUUUCUCCUCAAGUAUAUCUAAAUUCACCACAAAUUACCUCCCAGUCCCACCACAAUGUAAGCUCCCCACCGCCGUAUCCGCCUCCAUGGCCGCGGCGUCGCCUCCCACGUGCCUAGGGUUCAAAAAUUUAAUGGAAACGUUCGCCGUCGACGUGCAGAGAGCGGAAGGGAGGCCGCUGAACGUGCCGCUGAAAUCGCCGUUCACAAUUGCAUCGUCGAGGAUCGAAGGAGUGGAGAACGUGGCGAUCCGAAUCGAAUUGAGUAACGGGUGCGUGGGCUGGGGCGAGUCACCUGUUCUCCCGCACGUGACCGCAGAGGAUCAGACCACCGCUUUGGCUAAAGCUGCAGAUGCAUGCCUCUUUCUCAAACACAGUUCCGGCAAGACAUUGGGCCUCCUCUUGAAUCAGAUCAAUGACUUGCUUCCCGGCCAUUCCUUUGCUUCUGUUAGAGCAGGAAUCGAGAUGGCGUUGAUUGACGCAGUUGCAAAUAGCAUUGGGAUACCUCUUUGGAGACUUGCCGGUGGAGUUUCAAACGAAAUUACGACAGAUAUAACAAUUCCAAUAGUUUCCCCGAAUGAAGCUGCUGAGCUGGCUUCGAAAUAUCGCGCUCAAGGGUUCGAGACUUUAAAGCUUAAAGUAGGGAAGAAUUUGAAUGUCGACAUACAAGUUCUUCAAGCUAUAAGGAAUGUUCACCCUCAUUGCUCGUUUAUAUUAGAUGCUAAUGAAGGUUAUAGCUCCGACGAAGCCAUUCAAGUCUUGCAAAAAUUACACGAAAUGGAGGUGACACCUAUUCUCUUCGAGCAACCAGUACACAGAGACGAUUGGAAAGGUCUCGGUCACGUCAGCGAUGUCGCGAAAAACAAAUACGGAGUAUCAGUUGCUGCAGAUGAAAGCUGUCGUAGUUUAGAAGAUGCAAAGAGAAUAGUCAACGAAAACCUUGCGCAUGUAAUAAAUAUCAAGCUCGCCAAAAUGGGAGUACUCGGUUCUCUCGAAAUAAUCGAUUUAGCCAGGUCAUCAGGUCUGGAUUUGAUGAUCGGUGGUAUGGUCGAAACUAGACUUGCUAUGGGCUUUGCUGGUCACUUAGCCGCUGGACUCGGCUGUUUCAAAUUCAUCGAUCUGGACACUCCUAUUUUACUGGCAGAGGAUCCAGUUCUCGAGGGUUAUGAAGUUUCUGGUCCAGUCUACAAGUUUACAAAUGCAAGAGGUCACGGCGGUUUUCUACAUUGGGAUAAUAUUGCGUGAUCAGAAUAGCUCACUCUCUUCUCUUGAGAUUUCAGUUUGAUGGAUGAAUUUGGCUGGAGGACACCUGGCAAUUAAUGGAUGUUUUACUUUUAUUGUAUUUGAAGAUGUAAUAAAUUAAAAUAGGUUAGUUAUUGGAUGGAUUAUUUCAUGCCAUGUUGCAGUUUCAAUUGCUGGGGAUUUGUAAUAAUGAGUUAUAUUUGUUCAGAUAAAUUGCAGUCAUCGCUAUUUAAUGAUGGAUCAUUGUUCUUCAUUA